Messenger RNA from Anopheles coustani, 3578 nucleotides. RefSeq lists its product as uncharacterized. The record is from RefSeq and is a predicted model, not a curated record. NCBI's taxonomy places the organism in Eukaryota, Metazoa, Arthropoda, Insecta, Diptera, Culicidae. The transcript has 9 exons. Bases 855 to 2684 code for a protein of 609 amino acids.
AAGGAGCUUCUUUUCACCCUUCGCUUUUGGGGCUGUGUUUACGUCAUUUAAUUUUAUCACACAUAAUCGUCCCAUCGCUUCAGCCAGUGUAGUGUUUUAUUAGUCGAUGUAGACCAACAACAAAGUGCCGUCUGCCCUAGAGGAGCGAACUCGCGAACGAAGCAACGAAAACAAUAAAGCAAGGAACUAAAAAGCGCAUAGCAGAAGCCCUGGGCUUUGUUGUCGGUGCGGAAAACUACUUAGUUUUGCUGUUCACUUUCUACAUUGCUGUCCGUCGAUUGGGUCUUGUGCAUUACGUUACAAUUUUUAUUAAAACAGAAAUCGGUUGCGAAACAGCUUGCAAUUCAGAGUCGCUGCAGCCUACGGAAUGUGGGAAUAUUGAACGGUUUUCGCAAGGUCUUGCGAUGUUUGAUCCCGGAAACUGAAUCGAGCGAAAGGAGUGCAACAUAACUGUGAAAACCGGAUCCUGGUAGGGAAAAUAGGAAUAUUCAUUCAGCCCUCCACAGCCAUCCGCUGCGUCUCCGCUGGUCGGAAGUGCGUCUCAUCUUGCAAACAGUGCAUCAUCCAAUGGUGUGUGAGGGUACACAUCAAAACGUUUUGUGACAGGUCGCGUUAUCGCCAGAGCAGUAGAAAAGCGCAGCAAAAGGAGGAGGUUACAAAGCAACUUUAUUUACGACACACUUUUUUGUUUGGUACCGUGGAGUGAAUGCAACUUGCGGGUUUUGGUUGCAUUUCGGAACGAGCCGAUUGAAGCCGUACAGGGCGAGCGCAAGCAUAAAUCAAAAGGUGAAAGUGAAACAUUUGUGAUACUCGAUCGGACACGAGUAGUAGAGAGUGGUGCAUUAGUACGCAAAAUGUGCUCCGUCUCCAGGAUGCGGGGCUGUGGGAAUGGAAGCCGGCUGGUAAUUUCUGCCAUUCUUGUCAUCGUCCUGUCGUCGCUCGUGCACCAAUCCAACGCAGCAGAGUAUCAUAUAGAUUUGAAAACCUCCGGUUCGGUCGUACUUGGGCUGAACUCGACGGUGGAAUUUUAUGCCGUACUAUACACAGACGGGUCAUUGGUGAACGAUGAUUACGUUGUGAAUUGGAUGGACAACACAUCACCCCAGCAUAAAUUAGAAGAUGUUACCUCGAAAUCGCCACGUUUUAAUUGGACCGUCCUGUACUCGCAUCCGGUGAAACCCGGCACAUACGAGGUCACUGUUUCCGUGAAAAGGAUGUACUUUAUCAUUCCAUACCCGUUGGCCACGGCCAAAAUUUCGUUCAAUUUAACAAGUAUGCUCAAUGGCGAGAUGCAGCUGGUGCAGAACGAAACCGUCAUCAACAGUACCUACAUCUCGAGCACGCUACCGUUAAACCAAACUAUUGCUCUCUCGGACAGCGAUAAAAAAGCCCUUGAAAAGGCAGCGUACGUCAACACGUUCUGGUUCAUCAAUUGCCAGUACAUUGGCACCUCGAACGAACUGUCCACGCUCAGCAACUUCACCCGGGAAAACGAUACCUACACGAUAGAGGCACUUCUAGUGGCAUCGUUUGAAAAGCUUCCCGAGCCGACAACAACAACAACUACCACUACUACGACUACUACAACAACUACUACUACAACCACUACAACAACCACCACAACUCCGUCAACAACCACGAGUAGCACAACAACAACUACUCCGACGCCACCGACGACAACGUCCACAACGCCUUCCACUACCACCUCAACGUCUACACCCAAACCAUCCACGGUGAAUCCGAGUCAAGAGACAAGAAGGAAACGAGAUGCCGAGCAAGGAGAUGAGACAUUGCCCGAAGCCCUGCGAAGCAUAAGUCCUGCAUUGCUCAAUCUAACCGAUAGAAGCAACAUUUUGUUGCCAGGAGAUGCUUCAAAGGAGGUUACGUUGAACCUACCAGCGAGUGAUCCUGCUUGGUUGCAGGUGACCAAGAAGUCCGAUAAAAUGUUCAACCUGGAGGAUUCAAGGCAACCGUACGUUUGUGGCAACAGCUCAAUGAUUCCACCAGAUCCAAAGAAGGUUUAUGGUCACUUUCAGCGUACCUUCACGGUCCAGAGACCGAUUGCCCAUUUUAAUGUGUCCGGGCAGCAGUGGGUGAGGCAAGGACAACCGGUGGAUUUAGUAUUUCAGUGCAGCGGUACGCCACCGUUCGAGUUUUGUUUCAACGUGAACCGCGGUCAGCACAAUACGACAAACGAUGAAACGUGUAGCAAUAUAUGGGAACCGACGCGUGACGGCGAAUGUCGGUUUAAAAUUCAUCGAUUCUUCUUCACCAACGACCAAUACUCGAUCGUGAUCUUCGUUCGCAACCGCGUCUCGAACUAUUUCACGCAAAUCGGCAUCCAGUUUUACGAGAAUCAACCCAAGUCACAACUGUCGGUCAUUAUCGUACCGAUCGGGUUCUGUCUGCUGGCCGUAAUUAUGGUGGUGUUUGGGAUGGCCUACUACAUCCAGAACCGCGAUCGGUUCAUCGUGGAGGUGGCCGACUUCAACUUCGGCGACACGAGUUCGCUGGACGACGACAUGGAGUACAAAACAUUCCACCAACGGCUGGUGGACAGCUUGCGCGACUCGGUAAGAAUACCGCGGCUGAACUUCCGCCGCUCUAGUGCCCACGAUGUAGACGAUGUAUCGCCGUCCGGGCCCGCUGGAGAAUCAUCUCUCCGGUACGGUUCGAUGACCUAAGCGGUCGAGGUAAGUUUUUAGUUGCGCGGAUGCGUUUUGAGCGUACGUGGAAAGAAUCGAAGAAAGCAUUUCCUGGGGUUAACUUUUCUAUCCCAACCCAUUUUGAUUUACUAACAAAAGUCGAGUCAAUUGCUAGGGGCAGCAUGGCCAACAGAAAUGUGUGUAUCACGUUGAUCAAGGAUCUAGGAUUCGAUUGUUAAUGCUUUAAUAAACCAAGAACUACCAUAGUAUGCUAAAAGUUCAUACGCAAAGAUACAAAUGUAUGAAAUACUGUUUGAACAUGAUUGAAGACAAUUCAAGAAAGGAGGGCAUCUUUCUCUUCAUUUUCCCGAUUUAUUUGAUCGUGAGCAACAACUGUUUCUGUCUUAAGCACUAUCUUUAUACAUUGUUUUCGGCAUAACAGAGAGAAUCGAAAUUAAAAGACUGUUCUAUUGGUUUAUUUCGGAGGCAAUGCGUUGCGAUCUCCGUUCGAUAUUGAUUCAGUUUUCUGUACAGAAGCACGUAUAUUUCGUUUAUUAUUUCGCUAAAGAGUUUAUUUUCUUUCUCAGACACGCUUUAUUAUGUCAAGGAUGGUGUUGGGAGAACAUAAUGAUCUAUUGCUUGAAAAACUAUUCCAUGCAUACAACACUGCGAAAAGCAAACUAAGAAACAGUACGAACAACACAAUGCUUAUAUAAUAUAAUAUAUUCAACGUUUUGUACGACGAUUCUAUAAUGUGAUACUGAUAUAUAUGGUUUAUUUUAUGAUAUUUUUUAUCGUUUCCAAAGGAACCCCGUCCUUUUUAUGGAACAAUAUAAUACAACCCAAACUGCCAAAGAAAGCUCAUGGAAACCUGUAUGCUGUUCUCAACACAGCUCACUUGAGUGUUUCUUUACUUCAUGGUUUGGCCAUACA